CCUGAACUUGAACUCACAUUCUUCUUCACCUCUCACCCUUGGGCUCCGUAUUUUGUUCACAACUUUUGGGGGCAAGCUCUUCUCUCAGGAGGUUGAGAGUCAAGUUGUCAUACCCAGCGAUUUCCUGUUUGUGAGCCUUGAAGCUCUAGAAGACUAUAGGCAGGUCUGACAGAACCUGUAGGUGUUUUCAGACGCUGAGCUGGUUCAUCCCCUUUGGUUGCCAGUUCUCCCCCAGCUACCAUACCAUCUCUUCUCCCUGGAUACUGCGAAAUUUCUCUGUGUGGAGAUGAAAUUCUCAAGACCUGCCUAUUCCAUGUUUUCCAUGACUUUUCUGGGUUUUGCCCAUAACAAUGAUGGAUUUUGCAACCCUAUGGGUCCAGCCAUGUAAGAAAACCUAAUGUUGUGGACACUCACUGACCUGUCACAAGGUUGCCCCACAAAGCUUUGGGGCCCAUGUCUGAAUGGAUUGCUGUAGCCUUGUCAUCUCUCCCUUCGCCCAGUUCCCUGCAUCCUAAGACUCGAAGCCAGCACAGGACCUGGAAAAAUUACAUGGUGUGAACGGCAUGUCUGUGGAUGAGAAGCCUGACUCCCCCAUGUAUGUGUAUGAGUCCACAGUCCACUGCACCAACAUCCUCCUUGGCCUCAAUGACCAGCGGAAAAAGGAUAUUCUCUGUGACGUGACCCUGAUCGUGGAGAGGAAGGAGUUCCGGGCCCACCGGGCUGUGCUGGCUGCGUGCAGCGAAUACUUCUGGCAGGCACUGGUCGGACAGACGAAAAAUGACUUGGUGGUCAGCUUGCCUGAGGAGGUCACGGCCAGGGGCUUCGGGCCACUGUUACAGUUUGCCUACACCGCCAAGCUGUUACUCAGCAGAGAAAACAUCCGCGAGGUCAUCCGCUGUGCCGAGUUCCUGCGCAUGCACAACCUGGAGGACUCCUGCUUCAGCUUCCUGCAGACCCAGCUCCUGAACAGCGAGGAUGGCCUGUUCGUGUGCCGCAAGGACACGGCUUGCCCGCGCCCCCACGAGGACCACGGGAACUCCGCGGGAGAGGAGGAGGAGGAAGAGGAGGAGACGAUGGAUUCGGAGACGGCCAAGAUGGCCAGCCCCAGGGACCAGACGCUUCCACACCCCAUCAGCUUUGAGGCCACUGCCAUCCCCGUAGCACAGAAGGAAGAAGCUUUGCAGCCGGAGUCCGACGGGCCUACGGACACCAAGGAGAGCUCCGAAAAGGACGCGUUAACACAGUACCCCCGAUACAAGAAAUACCAGCUUGCAUGUACCAAGAAUGUCUACAGCGCAUCAUCCCACAGUACCUCAGGUUUUGCAAGCACAUUCAGUGAAGACAACGCCGGCAACAGCCUCAAGCCGGGGCUUACCGUGGGGCAGAUUAAAAGUGAGCCGCCUAGUGAGGAGACCGAGGAAGAAAGCAUCACGCUCUGCCUGUCCGGGGACGAGCCUGACGCCAAGGACAGAGCCGGGGAUGUGGAGAUGGACCGGAAGCAGCCCAGCCCCGCCCCCGCCCCCGCCCCGCCCUCCAGGGCCGCCUGCCUGGAGCGAUCCAGGAGCGUGUCCUCUCCCUCCUGCCUAAGGUCUCUGUUCAGCAUAACAAAAAGUGCGGAGCUGGCUGGCUUGCCCAGUACAUCUCAGCAGCACUUUGCCAGGAGUUCCGCGUGCCCUUUCGACAAGGGCAUCACUCAGGGUGACCUUAAAACUGACUACGCCCCUUUCACGGGGAAUUAUGGACAGGCCCACAUGGGCCAGAAGGAUGCGUCCAGCUUCACAAUGGGGUCGCCCCUCAAGGGCCCUGGGGUGGAGGCUCUCUGUAAACAGGAAGGAGAGCUGGACCGGAGAAGUGUGAUCUUCUCCUCAAGCGCUUGUGACCAAGUGAGCCCUUCGGUGCAUUCGUAUUCUGGGGUAAGCAGUUUGGACAAAGACCUCUCUGAGCCGGUGCCAAAGGGUCUAUGGGUGGGGGCUGGCCAGUCCCUCCCCAGCUCACAGGCCUACUCCCACGGUGGGCUGAUGGCUGACCACUUGCCAGGAAGGAUGCGGCCCAACACUAGCUGCCCGGUGCCAAUCAAGGUCUGCCCUCGCUCGCCCCCCUUGGAGACCAGGACCAGGACUUCCAGUUCGUGCUCCUCCUAUUCCUACGCAGAGGACGGGAGCGGGGGCUCGCCCUGCAGCCUCCCUCUCUGUGAGUUCUCCUCCUCACCCUGUUCCCAGGGAGCCAGAUUCCUUGCCACAGAACAUCAGGAGCCAGGCCUGAUGGGAGAUGGAAUGUACAACCAAGUCCGACCCCAAAUUAAAUGUGAGCAGUCUUACGGAACCAACUCCAGUGACGAAUCCGGAUCGUUCUCGGAAGCAGACAGUGAGUCGUGUCCUGUGCAGGACAGGGGCCAGGAGGUUAAACUUCCCUUUCCUGUAGAUCAAAUCACAGAUCUUCCGAGGAAUGAUUUCCAGAUGAUGAUUAAGAUGCACAAGCUAACCUCAGAACAGUUAGAGUUCAUUCAUGACGUCCGGCGGCGGAGCAAGAACCGCAUCGCGGCCCAGCGCUGCCGCAAGAGGAAGCUGGACUGUAUUCAGAAUUUAGAAUGUGAAAUCCGCAAACUGGUGUGCGAGAAAGAGAAGCUGCUGUCAGAGAGGAAUCAGCUGAAAGCGUGCAUGGGGGAACUGCUGGACAACUUCUCCUGCCUUUCCCAGGAAGUCUGCCGAGACAUCCAGAGUCCGGAGCAGGUCCAAGCCCUGCAUCGGUACUGCCCUGUCCUCAGACCCAUGGGUCUCCCUGCAGCCUCCACUAUUAGCCCUGCACCCUUAGGUGUCGAGCAGAACCUUGCCGCCCCCCAGUGUGCGGUGGGGGAGACCGCUCCCUGCUGUUUGGAGCAGGGCACAGCACCCCCGGGGCCCCCCUGGGUCCCCAGCAGCACCUCGGAGAAUUGUACUUCUGCUCGAAGGCUGGAAGGCACUGACCCAGGAACCUUCUCAGAGAGAGGACCUCCUCUUGAACCCAGGAGCCAAACGGUGACCGUGGACUUCUGCCAGGAAAUGACUGAUAAGUGUACAACUGACGAACAGCCCAGGAAAGAUUACACCUAGUGACUCGACCGGCCUCCCCGUUCUCACACCUCUCCCACCAGGUGGCGCUGUUCAUCUGUCAUCUGGAAGAACCGAGAAGGAAUUUGGUGCACACUACAGCGGUCUUAGCAGCAAUACUGUUUCUAAGUGUUCCCUCCUCUCUUCAUGCAGGAGUGCUAAUAGUUACCUUCACAAUGGUGCUACCCCUUGCCCUGGCAAGGAAAGACGACAGUGAUGACACUGUCUGUCUGUGGGUUAACUUCAAUCUUAACAGGGAUAGACUAUAACACCUCUAGGACCCAACCACGGAUUUUUUUCUCAGUGGCCCAUGUCACAAACCCUAUCUCAGGAAUUUCUUCUGAAUGUUCAAUUUUUUUCAUUGAAGACAGCUUCUAUACACAUCAAAGUUUUAUAGCUAGACUGUACAUAUUAUAUAUAAUAUAUAUAAAAUAUAUAUCUCUCUCCAUAUGCAAAAGUCCUGCAUGCCUCAACUUUCUCAUCCUAAAACUGGAAACUUCAUUUCUCAUUGACAGACAGGUUCCAACAUUCCUAUUCUUUUGUCUCUGAUGCUAGAACUAGUUUGGUAACUGUUGUUAACAUGGUCAUUUUUCUUGCUUCACAGUUCAACUUCAAUUUGUACUUAUUUAUGGACAGAAUUCAAUUUUGGAGGCUUUUAUUUUAAGGUUUUAUUUCAGAUGACCUUUUCUGUUGGUUUGGUUUGGGUUUGGCACCGUCGGAUGGUGUCAUCUGAGUACCGUGGGCUUGUUGUUUGUUUCUGCAGACACUGUACAGUCAUGGUCAACUUUGCCACUUGCACUGAGUUUUGGGUCAAACCUAUUUUCUUAAAUGAAGUUGCAACUUCAGUAUAACUCAAGUAUACUGUAUAUUCUUUGCUUUUAGUUUAAAAGUAAAACAUUUUAGCUAAUUAAAAACCACUCAGGUGAUAAUUAUGUAGGAAAAACAAUCUUGCCAAAUAAUGAAUUCAUCCUAGGAUGUCAACAAUAAUCUGCUUGAAUAUUUUUAUAUCUCACCUUCUCCCCACCUUUCAUAAUAAGCAAAGUUGAAAUGCAGACAGAGAGUUCGGAGUUGACGCUGGAUGUCCAGAGUCCUAAGUGGGGAGAGAGUUUGGGCAUCUCACGUGACAGUGCAUCAGAACAGUAGGAACCCACAAUUUUAUACCAGAACUCAGCAGGCAUCGGCUUCUAGAAAUCAAGUUAGAACUGUUUGCUCACCCAGGGGGUAAGUCCCAUUCAUUUCAACACUUCAUCAGGCCUCACUUGCUCCUGGGAGUAAUGCAAUAGGACCUCUCCUUGGAGGGACUUGGCUGACCAGUAUGGGCCCCCAGGAGAUCUCACCUGAGGGGAUGAGCUGCAGCCCCAAGGGCCCGCCUCUAAGUGGCUGUCCUGGGUUAAUGCAGCUCUCCCAGACUAGGAGAGAGCAGGGCAGAAGUGAGCCUGAGGUCUGUCCCUGACGCAGGCAAAAGCAUUUUUCUCCCUUUCUUCUCCAAAAGCUUUGAGUUGUCUUCUGAGGUUUUCCGCCAGUCUCUUGUCCCAAGUCAGACUUCAGUCUGAGUCUUUGGACAUGAUAUGGCCAGGAACCCUCUCUUGGCCCUGCCCCCACCACACACACACCUACCCUCACCUGAUGAUCAUUUUCUUCUCUUGCUGCAAAACUGGUUGGCUUGCAACCCACAGAGAGCAGCUUCCUCGGCUCUGGGGGCAUAUUGGCCCCUGGCCACGUUUACAGGAAAAUGUGCUGAGACCGCAGCCAGCGCUGAGGAGGGGGAUCAGCUCCCGCCCUCCAGCGGGCCCUCCAGCCUGGCUGUGGGAAGAGUCCCUAGGGGUUUGGUGUGGGAACGGGGUGGUGGGCAGGGGGACCAGGUGGUUGACUUUGUUUCUUUAUUUGUGCCAUUGUUUGGACAAUAUUAAAGCUGCAUGUAAAAGGGGGAAUUAGUAUAUGAUGUAGGCGAAAAGUGAAAUCAUAGUAACAUAUGUUUUAGUAUUAUUAACUUUUUUCUGUACAA
Molossus molossus (Pallas's mastiff bat) is the source of this 5091-nucleotide messenger RNA. RefSeq names its product BTB domain and CNC homolog 2 (gene BACH2). Gene Ontology annotation, molecular function: DNA-binding transcription factor activity, RNA polymerase II-specific; protein binding; RNA polymerase II cis-regulatory region sequence-specific DNA binding. Gene Ontology annotation, biological process: regulation of transcription by RNA polymerase II. The coding region runs from base 564 to 3089 and encodes 841 amino acids. The transcript is spliced from 7 exons. The record is from RefSeq and is a predicted model, not a curated record. NCBI's taxonomy places the organism in Eukaryota, Metazoa, Chordata, Mammalia, Chiroptera, Molossidae.